UUGUGGGGCCUUCUGCAUUCAUUCAUUGUGAUCUGAUCGACAUACUGACGCAUACGGGCGGUCCCUUCUGAGCGGGUUGCUCCAUAGCGGCCUCUACUUCAGUGGCUACUUGAUCGAUCUCAGCCUCGUCCAUGUCUUCCCUCGCUGGCCGCUUCUCUCUGCCGGAAACUACACCAUCGGCACUGCCGGCAGCCUGAUCGACAAGCACCACACAUUGGCGUACAAUCAUUACAGAAUUGACCUACCUUCGACGUGGCCUUGUGAUUUGACGUCGGCCGCCUCUUCCUCUUUUUGGCGGCGUCCUCAUCCUCGCUACUGGUGCAAUAGCCGUAGCCCGGCUGGUCUUGUUGAUGUGACGUUGGCCGCCCUCUCCCUUUGUUGGUGUCCUCAUCCUCGCUGCUGGUGCAGUAGCCGUAACUUGGCCGCCUGGGCGCUGUCUUCCUGGCACGCUUCUUGACGGUGGAGAGGGACUCGAUGAUGACACAGUCGCUGUUUAUUCGACUGACAUCCAUGUUUUCACUGUAUUUGUUAUUCGGUGAAUCACUCAUUCAGGCCGACCGGCGACUCUAAAUUGCUCUAAAUCUCUCUGGACAUUCACGCAUGGUAAAUUGCCAAAAUCGAAUGGCUGAUAUUUGAUUGUCUG
Messenger RNA from Vitrella brassicaformis, 643 nucleotides. NCBI's taxonomy places the organism in Eukaryota, Vitrellaceae. The record is from the annotation of a GenBank genome assembly.